CUUCUUUUUUCUGAAUUUGAGGCUGUAGGAGGCUAGCGCGCUAACGUGCCUAGCAUAGCAUGCUAGUGUGGUUACUAGUUUAAGAUGGACAAUACGGAGGCUGCUCGUCUCUGAUAUGUGCUGUUUAAGCUGAAUGGUGUAUCCAGCUGCAGUUAAUUAGGAGCUAUUUUGCGAUUUUCAUAGCUAGUUUUGCUGUUUUGUAAUCAACCCUAACGCAGGGUGUCGUAAACUGAUGCAAAAGUGGGAUGUGGCUGGAGGCUGGAGCAGGAUGGCGCAGCAGUCAGCCCCCCGGUUCCCCGCCGCUGUCCCUCCGGUGGCUGGGGCAUUACCGCGGAGGCAGCCGUUACUGAGCACUCCCGCCACUCCGCCGUUCCCCGUGAUGAGAGGCCCUGCUCCCGCAGCGCGAGCCCCGUUCGCACGGAUGCCCUUUGACCCCAGCGUGCCGCCGCCGGUGGGCGCCGCCCAUUUACAGAGACCACCGUUCAUUCCACCACCGGUAAGUGCCAUGCCUCCUCCUCCUGGAAUAAUCUUCCCUCCUGGUAUUCCACCUGCGGCUUCACCUGCUGCUGCUCCUUCCCUCACAUCUACAGAGGAGAUCUGGGUGGAAAACAAGAGUCCAGAGGGAAAGGUGUAUUACUAUAACGCACGUACACGAGAGUCAGCUUGGGCAAAACCAGAGGGUGUGAAGGUGAUCCAGCAGGCUGAACUCACGCCUCUGAUGAUGAGCCAGGCUGCAGGAGUGGCAUCCAGCAGCCCCAGCCCAUCAAACAACCUCCCAGCAGCAGCUGCAGCAGCCUCCAGUACCACACACACCACCCAGGCCUCUUCCACAGUCAUGAGCUCCACCUCCACCCCCAGUACGAAUGUAGUCUCGCCUCUCCUACCCACUCCUGGAACAGUUCCAGAAGGCACAGAGCUGUCAUCUGCAGUAACUGCCCCCCACACUGUGGCUGUGACCCACGUAGUUGCUGUAAAUGCCCCCGCAGGAGCAGUCACUGUCACAACAGGGCCACAGCCACUUCCUGUGGCAUUACCCCACACUGUGCCACAGCCCGCUGCUGCCAUCCCAGCAUUCCCCCCGGUCAUGGUGCCACCCUUCAGAGUGCCUCUGCCUGGAUUGCCCAUUCCACUGCCCGGUGUAGCAAUGAUGCAGAUAGUCAGCUGUCCUUAUAUAAAGACUAUCUCUCCCAGCAAGAACGGUAUGCUUCCUGGCAUGGCACCUCCCCUUUUACCCAUGAUGCCUCCUCAGAUGACGGUAGCAGCAACCUCAUCUCCUCUGUUAGGAGGAGAUUGGUCAGAGUUUAAAACUGCAGAAGGGAAGUCCUACUAUUACAACAAACGCACACUGGAGACCACCUGGGACAAGCCCGAGGAGCUCAAAGACAAAGGUCUGGAAAAGGAGCUUGAGAAGGCCAAGGACUCUGCAGAAGAUACUGAGGAUACUGAGCUGAUGCAGGUGGAAGAUGGCAGCCCCAAGAUUGAUCCACCUAUAGAGCCAAAGGAGGAGCCCAAGGAGGUAGAGAUGACUGAAGAAGAGAAGGUUGCUAAGAAAUCCAAACCUGUAGCCACCAACCCCAUUCCAGGCACACCAUGGUGUGUGGUUUGGACUGGUGAUGAUCGUGUGUUCUUCUACAACCCCACCACACGUAUGUCCAUGUGGGAACGGCCGGAGGAGCUGGUGGGGCGAGCUGACGUUGAUAAGAGCAUACAAGAGCCACCACACAAGAGAGGCCAGGACAAUGGCCCUAAGUCAGUAAUUGUUAAGCAGGAACAAGAGCUUGCAGCUACAGAGGACACAUCAGAGGAUGAGCCCAGCAGUGCCAAGAAGAGAAAAUUGGAGGAGAAGAAGGAGGCAGAUAUGGAGAAGGAAGCAGCAGUGGAGGCUGAGCUGAGAGCAGCUAGGGAGCGAGCCGUGGUUCCACAAGAGACUCGGAUGAAUCAAUUCAAAGAUAUGCUGCUAGAGAGAGGGGUUUCAGCAUUUUCUACAUGGGAGAAAGAGCUGCACAAGAUAGUCUUUGACCCCCGUUAUCUGCUUUUGAACCCCAAAGAACGGAAGCAGGUGUUUGAUCAGUACGUAAAGACCCGUGCUGAAGAGGAGAGGAAAGAGAAGAAGAACAAAAUAAUGCAAGCUAAAGAGGACUUCAGGAGGAUGAUGGAAGAAGCCAGACUGGGAGUCAGAACUACAUUCAGCGAGUUUGCAGCCAAGCAUGCUAGGGAUACGCGGUUUAAAGCUAUUGAGAAGAUGAAGGACAGAGAAGCCAUUUUUAUUGAGUUCAUGACCUCUCUCAGAAAGAAAGAGAAGGAGAACUCAAAGAACCGAGGUGAAAAGGUGAGGCAGGACUUCUUCGAGUUGCUGUCUGAUCACCAUGUGGAUGGCCAGCAGCGCUGGAGCAAAGUGAAGGAGAAGAUGGAGACGGACCCCCGGUAUAAAGCAGUGGAGACGUCAGCUGCACGAGAGGAACUCUUCAAAAGCUUUGUGGAGAAGCUCGCCAAGAAUUCAAAUUCAGAGAAGGAAAAGGAGCUGGAGAAGCAGGCACGGAUCGAAGCCAGCCUGAGGGAAAGAGAGCGGACAGUGCAGCGGUUUCGCUCUGAGCAGACCAAAGAGAUUGACCGUGAACGAGAGCAGCACAAACGAGAGGAGGCUGUGCAACACUUCAAAGCUCUCAUGUCUGAUAUGGUCAGAUCCUCAGAUGCUUCCUGGUCUGAGACGCGACGUUCCCUGAGGAAAGACCACCGCUGGGAGUCUUCCUCAUUGCUGGAGCGAGAGGAGAAGGAGAGGCUUUUCAAUGAGCACAUCGAGGCGCUAACUAAAAAGAAGAAGGAGCUGUUCCGCCAACUUUUAGACGAGACGGCCAUGAUCACACUGACAUCAACAUGGAAGGAGGUCAAAAAGAGCAUCAAAGAGGAUCCAAGGUGUAUGAAGUUUUCUAGUAGUGAUCGGAAAAAACAGAGAGAAUUUGAAGACUACAUUAAAGACAAGCACAUUUCAGCAAAAGCAGACUUCAGAACUCUGCUGAAAGAGACCAAGUUCAUCACAUACAAAUCUCGUAAGUUGAUACAGGAGUCUGAGCAGCACCUGACGGAUAUAACGAAGAUCCUACAGAAUGAUAAACGCUAUCUGGUACUGGACUGUAUGCCAGAUGAGAGACAUAAACUCAUCAUGGCAUAUGUGGAGGAGCUGGAGCGCAGAGGACCCCCUCCCCCUCCCACAGCCUUCGAGCCUGCCCGGCGUUCCACUAAGUGAUCUUCUAACUCAAAUACACAUACACACGUUCCAGACCUCCAGCUUUUUUAACUCAUUGUUUGCAGAGUGCCAUCCAUUGCUUAAAUUCUUAAGGCCAGAAACAGACGCUGUUCUCGAAUGCAGGUUUUUGGUACAUUAUCUACUCAUCCUCAGCACAUCUGAAUGAACUAAGGCUGGGUGACCAGUGGAAGCAGGUGUGCUGAUGAAAUUCUGUGAAAAUUUACUUCUGGCCUGAGUGACAGCUGAGAACAUCUGUCUAAAACGGUUAGAGUGGCAGUGCAAGCAGGGAUCUGUUCCAAACCCAGACGAACCCACCUGAUCCCUCUAGCACGAUGGACAUCUGCAUUAGUUCUGCAUGGCUAGCUGUGUUUGUGUUGUGCCAAGGAAAAUGUCCGGGAGCGGGAUUGGCAGAGCAGCAAAGACCACCUGUACCUCCCUAUUCCGCUACUUUUUUCAGAACCUGUGUCUGCCAUGCCAUGCCAUGCUCCCCAUCGCUUGGACUUUUGUACAAACGGUUUGUUGAAACCAGGAUCCACAGUUUCUCUCUCAUAUUUGGGACUGCGGUCAUCCACUGUGGCUUUCAUCUACUGAAGCACCUCGGUUCUUCUGUCAUUUUAACUGACAACUUGUGUAAAAUGUAAGAUAUUUUUUAAAUAAUGGAUGGGUGUUAAUUCCUUCACUAACCAUAUGUAAUGUUAGUCUGUGAAAGCAGUGACAAGUGCCAGUCUGCUGCUAGUGGGGUUUAAUUUAAUUGUUCAGAUGUUUUUGAAAAGAUGACCAUUUUUUGUAGCUUCGGUGUUUCUGUACAAGUUGACCGAAAUAAAGGCAACCUACUUUUUUA
This is a messenger RNA of Pangasianodon hypophthalmus (striped catfish), 4085 nucleotides long. RefSeq names its product transcription elongation regulator 1a (CA150) (gene tcerg1a). Lineage: Eukaryota; Metazoa; Chordata; Actinopteri; Siluriformes; Pangasiidae. The record is from RefSeq and is a predicted model, not a curated record. Gene Ontology annotation, cellular component: nucleus. The transcript is spliced from 21 exons. Gene Ontology annotation, molecular function: RNA polymerase binding; transcription coregulator activity. The coding region runs from base 233 to 3244 and encodes 1003 amino acids.